Molecule: messenger RNA, 2331 nt
Organism: Tilletiopsis washingtonensis
Lineage: Eukaryota; Fungi; Basidiomycota; Exobasidiomycetes; Entylomatales
Exons: 2
Coding region: 1-2331 (776 amino acids)
Biological process (GO): positive regulation of transcription from RNA polymerase II promoter by galactose
Cellular component (GO): nucleus
Molecular function (GO): zinc ion binding; RNA polymerase II cis-regulatory region sequence-specific DNA binding; DNA-binding transcription factor activity, RNA polymerase II-specific
Source: RefSeq, a predicted model, not a curated record
AUGUCGAUGCAACAGCACCGCCAGCCCAUCUUUGGCGCCCCUCGGCAUGCGCCGCAAGACUUCGUGCCUACACACGCAUCCGCUCGGCACGACGACGCCGCCAACGUGCGCUCGCUGGCGCACCAUGAGCAGCCCGUCAGCCGCAGCAUCAAUACCGCAGAUGCUUGGCGCUCACACAAGUCGGUCGAGCACGAGCAGCGGCACCGCAGCCACAUGCACGGCCAGCUGUACGCCGCCAACAUCCGCUCGCGCAGCGGCCGCGCCAAGUACAUCGAGAGCAUGAAGGAGGCAAAGGCUAAGCGUAAGACGGCGCGCGCCCGCAUCCCUCAAGCAUGCAACGCCUGCCGCCUGCACAAGCGGCGCUGCUCGGGUCAUUUGCCAUGCGAGCUGUGCACGAAGCGAGGCCGCGCUACGUGGUGCACCUACGAGGAUCCCGAGGACGAAGACGACGACGAGGAGGGAGCGGGCGAGAUGGAUUUCGAGCAAGUCUCCAGCCAGUUCAUUCGCGAUGCUCGUCGUCGAUCAUACAGCCCUGCCUCGCCGCCGAGCUCGCCGCUCGAGCCAGCCGAUGACUCGCGCACUCGAGCGCCGCAGUACAGCCAGCGCAAGACGCACAAGCGUCGCGGCAGCGCCGGUAGCAGCGACGACAGUCUCGGCGGCUCGAGCGAUGACGAUGACUUUGCCUCGCACAAGCCAAACUCUGCGGGCUCAAGCGAGCCGUCGAGCAGCGCCAUGUCACGUACCGUCACCCUCGAUGACGCGGCAGUAGCCAACAUCGUGCAGCCUUUGCGUCGCUCGCCUUCCGAUGGACACGUCGGCGGCAGCGGCAUGGCAGCGCUCUCCCUCUCCGCUACGCUCAACUACAACAAAGACAGCGGCGCUCGCGCCGGUCCACCCCGCAUCCGAGCCGCAAGCUCAGGCGAGUCGGGCUUCUUCCGUGGUCCACUGGGCGACUCGCGUCCUCGUUUCCGCUUCGGCUUCCUCUCGGGCUCGAAGAGCCCUCAGUUUGAAGAACGUCUCGUCCUCGCCGGUCCGCCGCCGACUUCGCUUGGCCUCUCGAAGAUCAUCUGGACGUACGGACGCAAGCUGCCGACGCCUCUGCCGCUCACUUCGCCCGUGCCUACGACUCCACGCGGCCCGGGCCAGAGCUUUGCGUCGGCCCGCCACGACGCCGACAAUCUCAUGUCGCCGCCGCUUCCCGUCGAUCUGGAGCUCGUGAGCUGCGUGCUCGUCGACUCAUCUGGACGGCCUCGUCUCUCUCGCGCCGACCUCGAGGUCGGCUGGCCGGGCCUCUUCAAUGCCCAGCAGGAGAUGAGCCCUACUGAGGCAGCACGUCCGCUCACCGCACCUAUCUCGAGCUCGCUGUCCACUUUCCUGCCUGCGGCGCAGGGUGCUCGACCCUCGUCGGCUGGCAAAGAUCUUGCUGCUGAGCUCGAGGUGAUCGAGGACGACGUUGCCAUGUCAACGACUUCGCCAUCACGGGCUCCUCGGUCUGCAUCGAUGGUCCGUUCCUCCAACCUGCAACUUUCGCCGCCUGUCUCGGCGCCGGUCCACACUGUGCAUGGGGGCGGCGUCACACGCUUGCAUCUUAACACGGCCACUCGUCCGUCGCUGGUGGCCAGUCCGGAGGAAGACAUGGCCUGUCCGCCUCUCCCUUCAAUGCUGCACCUCUCAAGCUCGCACGAACAAGCCAUCGCUUCAGCACAGUACGACGUGCUGUGCCGCGGCCAAGGCCUGCCGUCUGCCUCUGCUGUCACCAAGACUUCGCCGAAGCACGAGACGAUGCCUGCGCCGUCGCGCUUCAAGACCAAGGACUCGCGCCGCGCCAGUCACGGCAGACGCUCGCGCUCCUCGACGGUGGCGUAUGUGCCUUCGCAGCCGGCGCUGCAAACGGCAAUCCGCGGCACGCAGAAUCAGCAGCAGCGACAGCACGAAGCGAUGGCAGCGUGGCACGAGGAGCGCAGCGCCCACAAGUCCAGCUCGGCCACGCGUCUUCGCAACCACUCGCAGCCCGUCCGGCCAAGCGAGACGUUCUCCAUGCUACCUGCGCAGCAGCAUGAGCUGACAUCGACGGUGCACGAGGCAACGCUUUCACCGCGCAAGCGCAAGCUCGACAGCAGCGCUUCAGAUGGCGCCCAUCAUUCGCCGACGAAGCCACACGCCGGCUGCGGUAGUCCUUCGUCGCGCCAGCCAACGAGUGUCUUCACGCCGCUGCCUGGCUCCCGCGACGGCGCGGCCGCUGGCAUGGUGCAGUUUGCGCCUACGGCGCCGCACCAUGCGGGACAGCGGCAGCACGAUGGCUCGGUGCACGAGAGUGCCGGCACUCACUGA